UGUUUUUUUAUUCCCACCCCCUGAGCUCUCAGAUAGGGUUCACUGCUACGUCUCAGUCACGUGGCUUUCUCUCCUCGGCGAGGGCUUUGCACUCUGCGGCUCUUCGGCUCUGCCAGCGAUGCUGAAGCUGAGAUGUGAGAUGCAACCCAGCGGGUCCCACUCGUAGAGAGGCGAAGUUAUGGCACGGUCAUCCUCAGAGAAAAGAGUCCUGCAGCAAUUUCUCUUCAAGUCCCGCACCGGCAACGCGCACCCCUUGCAUCGACGCACAGCCCCGCAACCAGAUAACCAAAUAUCCGUCACAGCAAACUAGUUUGACAUCUAAUUAAAAAAAAAAACAAACAAAAAAAAAAAAGAUAAAUCGACGACGACAGAAAGACAUAGCAGCAGUGUUGAAUUGAACGAGGGACGCAAUGCAACAGGCCAGUCAAGUCACGAUAAGAACUGGCUCAGCUACACACGGUAUAAAGCUGAUCUGGCUGCAGCAAUAGUUCCAACUGCCCUUUGCCCAACCUGAGAAUGACACUAAGAAAAUAGGACCACCAAGUCUUCUCUUCACCUGCUGUGCCUCCAGGCAAAUUACUGUAACAGCAUUACAGUGAAACAAGGACCAUCAUGAAUCUGUUCAGGAGAGACGCCAUGACCUCAAAGAAGGAAAAAGAGAAAGACAUCCAGUACGAAGACCCUCCAGAUGGAGGUUGGGGCUGGAUGGUUGUGCUUCACUGUUUCCUGGUAAAUGUCCUUGUAAUGGGCACACUGAAAAGCUUUGGGAUCUUCUUUGUGGCAUUCCAAGAUGAGUUUGGAGGCUCAGCAGAGAGCAUCAGCUGGAUUGGUUCCAUCAUGUCAAGUCUGCGUCUGUCAGGAGCACCCAUUGCUUCAGUGGCAUGUGCCAAGCUGGGAGCCAGAGUGACCUCAAUCACAGGGGCAGUGCUGGUUAGUGGAGGCUUCCUCAUGAGUAUUUUCGCCACCAGCGUGGUAUUCCUUUACAUCAGCAUGGGAGUGAUAGUUGGAAUGGGCUUUGCACUACUAUACCAGUCCUUCUCAGUGGUAACAGCAUUGUACUUCAGAAAAAGGUUGGCAACAGCGUAUGCAAUUGGGCGUUCAGGGAUGGGUUUGACCUUUGCCCUUGCGCCAUUUACCCAACUGCUUCUUGACCAAUAUGCAUGGCAAGGGGCAAUGCUGAUUCUUGGUGGUCUCAUGCUGAAUCUCGUGGCUUCUGGGAUGCUUCUGCGACCCAUCAAAGUGAGGCCGCCUGUUUCAAACCCUACCUCUUUACCCAUCCAAAAGAGCCCCGCUAUUUCACUCAAGAGCUCCGCAGAGAAGGAAUACACUAAGAGUUGCUUGAGUGGCUCUGCUCACUUAUCCAAUGGUGUCUCCAAAUCAGACUCUUUCCCAUCCUCUCCUUCAGCUCGUAGAGAAGUUGAAAAGGUGGGGGACAAAUGUACUCAGGAACCUGAGGACCAGUCAGUGAACCCUGAACAAACCAAACUGUUCCUUAAUGGUGUGAACGGCCAUGAGCUCCACCAUGACAUGGGUCUCUGUAAACCCACAACUCCAGACAGCCCAACAGAGCUCAAUGGCAGCAUGAAUGGGUCCACCAUUGUUGGAUUUUCCUCACAUGCCAGCAUGCAUACUGAAGUGACUGUCACAGAAACCAAAGUACUGGAUUUUUCCUUGCUGAAGAACCCAUUCUUUUGCAUCUACACUUGGUCCUUGGUCUUCAGUCAGCUAGCCUACUUCAUUCCAUAUUUCCACCUGUCUGCCAGAGCGAGAACCCUGGGCAUUGAUGCCAUGGAUGCUUCUUUUAUCAUCUCUGUUGCAGGUAUCACGGAGACCAUCGCCCAGUUGGCCUCAGGCUGGGUGACAGACAGGAACCUGUUCCAUAAAUAUCAUUACCACAAAGCCUACCUGAUCCUCUGUGGCUUGGUCAACCUGCUCUCCCCACUGGCGACCUCCUACAUGUUGUUGAUGCUCUACGCUGUCUUCUUUGCCAUCUUCUGUGGCGGCUACAUGGCUCUUUUGCUUCCUGUUCUAGUUGAUCUUGUUGGCUCAGAGAAACUCAAUAACUCCAUGGGCUUCUCCAUGUUCUUUGUUGGCUUGGGUUGCCUCACAGGGCCCCCUUUGGCAGGGUUCCUGUACGAUUACACUCAGACUUAUGACUGUUCUUUCUACCUGGCCGGCCUCUGCUAUCUACUCUCUUCCCUCUCCCUGUUCCUGGAGCCGCUGGCUCAGCGCUGGAGGGCCCGGAAGAAACUGUCCCAGACAAAGAGCACAGAAAGCAGCUGUAAGACCAAUGGGUGCUUCACCCCUGACCACCUGCAGAACGGCGCUGUGUAGGAAUGAAAUCCAGGGAAGAAUCUUGAACCAACAUGCUCAAGACCACAGGCCUGCAUACCUUGGACCCUGGACUCCAGCUUAAAUUUGGGACCUUGAUUAUAAAUUUCAGCAGGAGUGUGGCGCUGGAGUUACAGUUACACGAUGAGAACACAUGAUAGUCUGAACGUGUAAUUAUGCAGACUUUUUAUAAAGCCAAAAUUCUUGUGCUUUACAAUACAUAGUCCCCUCGUCUUCUUAUGAGCAAUACAAGCAUCAAAGCUGAAGUCAGUUAUCACGUGCAUAAUUUAUUAAAAGAAAAAUAAAUAGUCUCCCAUUGCAACAACAGAACUGCACUGACUGUUCAGCGGGGGUUUUAGCCACACAAUGUUAUGUUGGGAGUUAAGUGUUGCAGUUGAUCUAAAAGAAAUCUUGUCUUCCACCAACUUUUCUAUGUUGACAACAAUCGGAGCACAUAUCCACAAGAAGCUAUGCUAUGGCCAACGUCUUGGGAGGCCAUUACCUGUAUCUGUAAACCUGUACUCACCGAUAUGCACUUGGAGCCAAGUUGUGUUUAUGCUGCAUGACUUUUUCUGACGUUUCACUGUCAGGUAGUCAAAAUACUGAGCAACCAUAUUGCAGCCUUCUUCAAUGAUACAAUGUCUAAUCUUGUAUAUGAAGCCAAAAAAGCACAACAGCUUGUGUAGUUUAACAGGUAAUGUAAGCUUUCAUAUAUUGUAAGCAUGUGCUAGCAUUUAACUUUCAGCAACGCACGCUGAUAUGCUGGUAUUUCCAUCUUUAAUAGUAAUAAUCUGAAUGCUCUUUUUUUGGCAACAAUUUCAAAUAUGUCAGCACACCGUUAAUCCAGCCUCACCCUUCUGUUUACCAGACGUUUAGUUAAGGUUUUUAGAAUAUUUUUUAGCGUUUUAACUCUUUUUCUUUCUAAACUAUCUGCUGAUUUAUUUAUCAGUGGUCAAAUAUUUUUCUGUGCCUCUUUAACUUUUGUGUGAAUGCCACCAUUUUUACUUGUUGAUGAAAAACUUGUCAACUUUUCUGGAAGAAUAUUUGAGGUUUUUUGCUUUUUAGAGCCCAAAAGGCAUAAUGGGUGACUUAUGGAAAUGAGAUAUUCAAGGGUAGUUGGACGUUCUGUGGAAAUCGAAGCUCUUUUUAAAACUUUCACGUAUUUUGCUUAAUGCUUUCACAUGAGGUAACCCUAAUGAAGCCUUUGCACAUGUAUUUCAGCUGCUGACAUUCCUGCAUUCAUCCCUUAUUUUCAAACUGACAUUUAAACUGCUUUGAGCAUAUAUAGGUCAGCAGCAGCACCUGACACUUUAACAGAUUUUACUCCUCCAAUGAACUGACCUGCUUUGACUGGCACAACUGUCACUACUUAUGUAACAAUGCUGUGUAUUCACACAUCAACUAAGAUGUUUGAUGCUUCAAUUUUUCACUUCUGUAAAUGAUUGUUGACGUCCUUGAAACCCUCAGGUUCUUUACUUGUCCACUUGCACCUUCUCAGCAGAGUUCAUCUGCUUUCUUGGUCUCAGAUUUAAGUCUCUGUAAGUGCUAAGUGACAAUUCCAGCAGUUUUAGUCUGCAGAUUCAGCUGACACUGCAUCUUCUUUCCUCACACUUCAUGACGAUUGAACCUGUUUACAGUGGCUGCUCCUGCAUAGAAGUAAUUUCUUUUUUUUAAAUCAUAACCUCAACUGUUGCAUGUUCAGUGUUGCAACCACCAACUACCUGUCUCAUUUUUUUUAAACUCACCAAGCAAAAUAACACUUAAAUGUUUUGCUAUCGUGCUUUUUAACCCAGGCAUGCCUGUGGUGAGAAAAUUGCCAUGCCUGACUCAAUGCUGCCCCUGGGCUGUUCUAUGCAAGUGCACCAACCCCCCUGCACACAUAUAUUUUAAGACUUGCAUAUAAACCAGCUCCUAUGAGAGGAAACCUGUUUGAGUGUUUUCUGUUCUUUACUCAUUGUCGUCUGAUUGGUAACAGAGCUGAUGAGCUCUACUGAACAACAGGGUUUUCUGUGCUAUCAUGUGAUUAUUUUGUUAGCAUUGUACAUAAGUUAAACUCUGACCAACCAUGUUGAUGGUGUGUUGUUACCCCAACUUUCAAAAUGUUGCCCCUGACUUUACAGUGCCUACAGGCAGCCAACUAAUGGCAAUGCAAACUCACAGCAUUACAAUGUUUGUACUUGGUAGGCUAUUGGUUGUUGAAUCUUUUUUUAUAUUGUAUGAUUUUGUGUGUUUUCAAUGGUUUCCUUGUUUUUUCACCACUGUUUGCCUUAUAAGAGAUGUAUCCUUUACUAACUUUCCUGUUAUAUCAGCCAAAGAUCACAUUAGAAACCUACCUUUCAACUUGGUGAGGAAAAAGAAAAAAGCAUGGAGAGAAAAAGCCACUUGGAUCACCUGCUAUUCAAUAUUUUCCUGGUCUUUUUUUAGGACAGACUACAAUCUAGUGAUGUGUUUUGCCAUGCUGCCCUCUUAUGGCAGAAGAACGCUCCUAUUCAAAGAAUGCUGCCUCAAUUAGUACCACAUUAUUCCCCCUCAACUCGCUUACACAAUAAUGCCCAAGGCUCUUUGUAACGUUUCUAUAACAACAGUCAUGCACAAAAGCUCUUUUGGCUCACGAGGUGCAUUCACUACCAAUAUGCUUUUGUGAUUUAGGUUCACUGAAGCUUUUGUACCAUAAGAACUCUUUUAUGUUAAGUAUUUGAUGCUUUAAAGUAAAUUUGGUUAUGUAUCGUUUUACUUUUUAGUCACCUAGAUAUGUUAAAUAGCUAUGCAGAAUGUCAGAAUAAUUUUAAUGUCCUUUCAGUGAUGGCUCAAACACCACUGAUGAAGAACUGGGUGCUUUUUGAUGGCAUUUGAUCUUGUGUUUUUUGUUGCAGCAGUUGCAUUACUGGGGGAAGCCAUGUUUGGUAAAUGUUCUGGUUCCUGGAUUUGUGACAGACUGACUUUUAAAAAUAUGUCUAAUCAAUCAUAGAUAACCUGUUCCCAGACCGUAGACUUCAUUUUGAAGCUUUGUAACAGUGCACAGGUCAGCUGCAAUAAACUGAUAUGUGACUUACUCUGUGAAUGUGUGAUUCAGGCAACUCAGAAGCAUCAAGACCAUGAAAAAAUGCACGUGCUGUACAACAAAUUAAACAUUCUUUUAUUGACACAGAACUCAGUAGCUCAAGCAUACAUUUGCAUUUAUGUAAUAAAGGCCUGUUACAAUAUUUCUCUAUCAUACAACUCUAAGCUUUCCACAUACUGCAUC
This is a messenger RNA of Melanotaenia boesemani (Boeseman's rainbowfish), 5575 nucleotides long. RefSeq names its product solute carrier family 16 member 4 (gene slc16a4). Gene Ontology annotation, molecular function: monocarboxylic acid transmembrane transporter activity. Lineage: Eukaryota; Metazoa; Chordata; Actinopteri; Atheriniformes; Melanotaeniidae. The transcript is spliced from 11 exons. The record is from RefSeq and is a predicted model, not a curated record. Gene Ontology annotation, biological process: transmembrane transport; monocarboxylic acid transport. The coding region runs from base 613 to 2334 and encodes 573 amino acids.